This is a messenger RNA of Sander lucioperca (pikeperch), 1230 nucleotides long. RefSeq lists its product as uncharacterized. The transcript is spliced from 2 exons. NCBI's taxonomy places the organism in Eukaryota, Metazoa, Chordata, Actinopteri, Perciformes, Percidae. The coding region runs from base 162 to 1103 and encodes 313 amino acids. The record is from RefSeq and is a predicted model, not a curated record.
UCUAACUUUGGACAGAAAACAUCUCCAGCAGACAGAAACUAAACUGGAGCUGAGACCAUAUCUGGACAAAUCUCUCUGAGCUGAGGUAAACAUUUUACUGUCUGGAACGUUACACAGAGAACAACAAUCUCCAUCUUUGAUCUGAUCCUAAAAUCAAGAAGAUGGGUGAUGUGUGGAGCAGACUGAAGGAGGAAGCGAGGGAGAUGCGUGAGAAAGAAAUGGAACAUUUUUUGGAACGACUCAACGACGGAAAGGCUCCAGAUCUGAGAGUCAACGAGAGCAUUGUGAUGUUCACAGGUCUGUCGUCUUCAGACAAUCUGAGACAACACUACGAGAAGCGGAAAAGGGAGGCGGGCGGCUCCGCUAAUGACUUGAUCAAGACCGUAGCAGGUAAGCUGGGUGAAUUUAUACCAGCUUCUGCACUGGGGGGCCUCGGGCCGCUGGUCAUCGCCGUCCUCAUCGACAUGGUUAUCUACUUUAGGCCUGAGGAGAGCACAAAGGAUGCUCUGCUGAGCGUAUUUGCCGAGGAGAAGGCCUCUGAGGUCUGGGAUCAGAUCGACGAGUGCCUGAAGAGAUGCAUGAUGCACAUCAACAACGACCACGAACUGGCGACUGACAUCAGACGGAUCGAGUGCCAGCUGAGCGCUGCCCUCACCAAGCUGAAGAACUCCAUGGUGAGGGACGGCCACAUGUCGUCUCAGGCUCUGAAGGCCUGGGUGAACGGUGCAGCCUUCCACAUCCAGAUGCUGAUUCACCUGGUGAGACUCGGAGGGAUUCAAACCUGCGGCCCUGUGGAGAGUCUCCUCACGACUUACCUGAGAGACCUGGACACGCUGUUCAAAGAGCACAGGGAAAUGGUCAAGGCUAAGAGCAGCAUGGACGCAAUAGUUCAUAAAUAUCAUACACUGCCUGCAAAAUUUCUGGUGGAUGGUGAUUUAAAGUUACAGUACAAGAUGUUUGAAAAUGGCGGCUUUGAAGAAUACUUUGAGGCUUAUUAUGAUCAUAGAUACAGCGGGCAGAAGAGUGACAUCGAGCGUUACUUCAGCGGCGUAAGAAAGAACCUACAGACGCUGGUCGAUCAAAGAGGAUACUUUAACGUCUAAACAUCCCAAAAAUAUAAUUUGGCUUACCAAGUAUCUUACAAAAUACAAUGUAUCUGUUCAUAUCAAUUAUAUAGUAUUAUUGCUUGCAUAUUUAUUUCAUUUACUCAAAAAAAUAUAAACUCCUUAC